AUGACUCAGCUUAAACUAGAAGCAAUUGCUGAUGGUCAGGAAGUUUUUUUGUUCGACAAGUCAUUAAUAUCACCAGGUGCAAAAACCUAUGCGGAAAACGGGUUGGUUGGAAAAGAAGAUCGAGGGCCUCCAUUAGCCCUCCCACCUCGACCAGCUGUAAAUACAACAAGCAGUUUAUCUGAUCGAUUCAUGACUCAUUCGGAUUGGACUCAGAAAUGCCUUUUGGUUGGUAAGGACUGUGGAAACAGAGUGAAUGAGCUUCACAUGUCUAUAAAUAUCAUCAAACGUGGUCUCAAGACGUCCCUAGAGCAUAUGAUGCGACACUCUCAGGGAUUGAAGAAAUCGUUUGAUUCGAAAGUCGAUUUUGCUGUUGAUCUGGAUCAGAACAUGCAAGCUACUGGCGAAUGGGAAGUGUAUUUGGAAAAGGUCAAGAAAAUUGAACUUCUUCCUGCAUUUAGAGAACAAGGUGAGGGUCGGGACCGACUUUCUUCGUGGAUAGAUGAAUCUGUGAUACGGAAAGCUAAUAAGCAAUGUAGUGAAUUCGACCAAAAAAUACAAAACAACAUCUCUCAUUUAGUCAAGGUGGUAAAUGAAGUGAUUGAACGAAGCACUCGUCUUGAACAAGAUGCAAUGGCUAUGGCAUCUAAAGAUGCUGAAAGUGAUGUACCAGCAGAAGCGACUUCUCGUCAUGUUCGAGAGUUGUUACAGGACUUGACUGCUCUUGCAAAUAAGAUCCAACGUGAUUCCGAGUCUAUCGGAGGAGUUUCCGAGCAGACUGCCGUUCGGAUCGAAAACCUCCACAAACGAGAGUUUUUUCCUCAGAUAGAGGCGACUGUGAAUGAACUAAUUGGUAUACACGAGGAGUGGCAGAAAGCCAAAGUUAAAUGCCAAAACCUGGCUAUUGGAUAUUUAUCCACACUAUCGCAUAUCCAGUACGAUACUAGUAUGGUACGACCUGAACUACAGAAGCUUACAAUGUUGUUACAAACAACUGAAGAUUUACGUGCGACAGUAGCUCAGGUUAUUGACCUGCCCUUUUUAUAUGGUGCCCUAAUUAUUGAAACGGUGAGGCGAAACCAUUGGACUGGUUACAUUCGUGAAAACGUGUCUCAGACAGCUGAAUCUCUUGCUACCAAGAGAUUAGAUGAGAUAAAAAGAAGGAAGAAAUGGAAAAACCAUUAUGGCAAGAUAUUGCCCAAGGUAGUAGAUAUUAUUAACGAGGACAUUGCCGAGAUUGAGGUUAAUUUCGUUAGUGGGGAGGUGAAUGGUGAUGGCGAUGCUUCAAGCACUGAUUCUGAUCAAGUACAGGCAUAUAUUAAACUUUUAACGAGUCUUGGUCUGAGAGAGGCCGCCGAAGAACUGGAACAAGAACAUCAGAGUAUGUUAAGCCAACUGGAAUCGGACAUUGCUGAUAAGAACUUGGCCAAACUAGAAACUACUAAACAGUCUGAUCAUCACACUGACACAUCUUCCCCUGCAAAAGUUUUCAAGUCGGGUACACUUGCUGAAGCUUAUACAGAUGAAAAUGCGGCCUUGACGGCUAAACUAAAGGGAUACGAGUCUCGAAUUCGUAUCCUAGAAGACCUUCUUCAUAAACAGCAGUUUCGCGGUGAAUCCACUCGAAGCGAAGCCAAUCGCAGAUCUGCCUCGCGGGAUAAAAGCCAUAGUCCAGGCUCUCCCCGUAUGAUUGAGAGACUGCAUUUCCUCGAGACCCAAAAGUCGAAUGAUUCGAAAAUAAUUGCCCAACUCGAACAGGAGAAACGAGAGCUGGCGGAGUCUCUGUCCGCAAAAGAGCUGGCUCUGAAGGAUGUCAUGACUGUCAAGUCUGAUUUAUUAGCUAAUAUGCUUUCACAGGAAACAGAAUUUAUCCAGGAACGCAAAGCGCAUCAUGAAGAGGUCAACGAACUGAAGAGUCGGAUAGACGAGUUGGAGCUCGAUCUUGACAGAGCAGAUGAGAAACUCCAGCUAGAAAACGACCAGCUUCGGGAGGAGGUCGAUUCGUAUAAAGAAAAGAUUGAACAGCUCGAACAGGAGAAUUCUAAUCUUAAACAGCAAGAAGAGAAGCUUCAUAAGAAAAUUGAAUACUAUGAUACACGGACGCGUGAUCUUUCACAACGGUUGUUCACUGGAUUCAAACGCAGCUGUGAAGUUCUCGAAUCAAUGGGAUUACAAGUUACCAAGGAAAUGGAUGGCAAUCUGAUAACUUUCAAGGUGAACAGAGUGCGAGGUCUUGGCCGCCGGUCCAGUGCCGCCAGAAGCGAGAUAUUAGAACAGUCUCUUGAGGAAAAUGGUAACGGAAACAUGGUAUCCAAUCCCACACUCAACGAAGCCACUCCUGAAGACCUGAGAGUGUUGUACUGGAUGGACGGUGAACCAGACGAAGAAAGAUACCGCGAAUUUAUCAAUGAGAUUUAUAUUGACUAUGAUAUUUUCCGAGAUAGUGCCUGUAAACGAUUACGAGAUGUCGAACACCUCGCCCGAAAACUCCAGAAAGAGUCGAAACAUUUGCGAGAACGCAAAACCCAGAUCGAAGAAGAACUGCAAUCGCGUCUUUCACUGCGCUCGUUCAAAGUUGGCGACCUCGCACUUUUCCUCCCCACUCGUGAUCCGACCCGAGUCCCUAAUCCCUGGGCUGCAUUUAACGUCAAUGCCCCUCACUACUUCCUCAAACAAGAAGAUUCGCACCAGCUGUCCAAUCGAGAAUACCUCGUGGGCCGCAUAACUCACAUUGAAGAGAGGGUAGUUAACAAAUCCCUAGACAACGAUGAGGACAACCCCUUCGAUCUAAGUGACGGACUGCGGUGGUAUCUCCUAGACGCUGUUCCUGCUGAAUGGUAA
This is a messenger RNA of Sugiyamaella lignohabitans, 2838 nucleotides long. RefSeq names its product autophagy protein ATG11 (gene ATG11). Gene Ontology annotation, molecular function: protein kinase binding; molecular adaptor activity. Gene Ontology annotation, biological process: reticulophagy; positive regulation of protein phosphorylation; autophagosome assembly. The record is from RefSeq and is a predicted model, not a curated record. Gene Ontology annotation, cellular component: phagophore assembly site membrane; Atg1/ULK1 kinase complex; extrinsic component of membrane. Lineage: Eukaryota; Fungi; Ascomycota; Dipodascomycetes; Dipodascales; Trichomonascaceae. Bases 1 to 2838 code for a protein of 945 amino acids. The transcript has a single exon.